Messenger RNA from Psylliodes chrysocephalus, 1850 nucleotides. NCBI's taxonomy places the organism in Eukaryota, Metazoa, Arthropoda, Insecta, Coleoptera, Chrysomelidae. The record is from the annotation of a GenBank genome assembly.
AUGUCUCCAAUAAUCCUUGUAACACUAGUGUUAUUUCAAGUGUAUCAAUUAGAAGCAGCCCGAAUAUUGGGGGUAAUUCCAUCAGCUGUUAGAAGUCACCAUAUUCCUUUUCAACCGUUAUGGAGAGAACUUGCUCUAAGGGGUCACGAAGUCACAGUUAUAACUACAGAACCUCUAAACAAUUCUUCUUUAGAAAAUUUAAAAGAAUUGGAUAUAAGUUACUGUUACGAAAUAUAUAAGAAACAUAAAGUUGUCGAAGCUAUGGCUAGCGAAAAUAAUAGUUACUAUGAUAUCGCUGCCGUAUUUAAAAAAGCUUUCGUAGAAUGCCAUGAGUAUUUGCUCUCUUCACCAGGAAUACAAGAACUAAUCCAUAAUAAGGAUAUCAAAUUCGAUUUGUUGAUCGCUGAAGCACAACUACCUACAAUGUUUGCGUUUGCCUGGAGAUUUAAGUGCCCCAGCAUUGCGAUAGCAUCCCUGGAACCAGCUCUACAGUUCCACGACUCUCUUGGAAAUCUAGUCCAUCCCUUGAUUAGCCCGGAUCCCAAUUUAAACAUAGAAGAUGAUUUAAAUAUGAGUUUUAUGGACAGGGCUAAAAGUUUCUUUUAUAUUUUACUUUAUAAGCAUUUAGUUUACAACAAAGCUUAUCCUUCAUAUGAUGUUCUUAUGAAGAAAUAUUUCGGUGAAGAAUUACCUACCUUAAAAAGUAUUCAAGAUGAUAUAAGUAUAAUGUUAGUUGGCUCAAAUCCAUUGUUUAAUAGUAUGAGACCAACGAAUUUGAACACUAUUUCGGUUGGAGGGGGCAUGCAUGCUCAACCUUACAAAAAACUACCUGCUGAUUUACAAACAUUUUUGGACGAAGGUGAAGAGGGCGUAAUCUACUUCAGCUUGGGCAGCAAUAUUAAUUUAAAUUUACUAACUGACAAUUUCAAGAAAGCAAUCGUAGAGGCGUUUGCAGAAGUUCCAUACAAGGUUUUGCUGAAAAUGGACGGCCAAUUAAAUAAUGUAUCGAAAAAUGUCUUAGUGAGAAAAUGGAUGCCACAGCAAGAUAUUUUCAGACACAAAAAUAUUAAGUUAUUCAUUACUCAAGGUGGUUUGCAAUCUCUACAAGAAUCCGUCUUAAAUGGAAUACCCCUGAUUGGAAUUCCCUUUUUUGGAGAUCAAUUUACAAACGUAAACAAAAUGGUCAAAAAAGGAUAUGGAUUAAAAAUUGAUCGAAGUACGAUUACCAAAAAUGCACUUGUUACGGCAAUCAAGGAAGUCAUUCAGAAACCCAAAUAUACGGAAACCGCCCAGAUGAUGGGUAAAAUAUUUAGGGAUGAAGAAAUUCCUAGUCUGCAGCGAGCCGUUUACUGGACAGAGUACGUCAUCAGACACAAAGGAGCGAAACACCUUCGCAGUCCUACAGUUGAUAUGCCAGCUUGGAAAUAUUAUAUGUUGGAUGUUGUCGGGUUCUUAGCCUUUAUUUCCUUACUAAUAAUCGUAUUAAUAUAUUUAUUGAUAAAAGUGUUCAUUAGGCUAGUAAUUUAUAUUUUUGCACGGUUGUUUGGUAAGAGGAAACCUAAAAUAAAGAAAAAUUAAGGUUAGUUUUAUUAAGUUUAGUCAUGGAAUUAGAAGGUAGGGAGACACUAUAAGCAUCUUUUUCAAACAUUCAAAACGGUAUCACUGGACGCGGCUAUUGCCAUGUUGCCAAUCAAAAUAUGGUCAUUUUAAAAUAUAUCUAUAACAAUAUAUUUAGCAAAUAAUUUGAUCAUGCUCAGUAUCGUCUAGCACACUAUCGUAACUUUCUGAUGAAGGAUACGUCAAAAGCUUUAUUCGCGAUUCAAACUAAGUGAUACGCCCACGAUUAGCUG